AUGGACACGCUCUUUGCGUCACAGAGCACUUCCGAUAACGACAAAAUUCUUGUCCAUCCAGAUGGCAGAGGCUACAACAUCCAUUUGCAAGUCAAUGGCAUAUCACUACGGCCAAACUUAGUUCGUAUGAUGAAGAAAGGGGGGGCAUACGCCAGUCGCCCAGAGGAUGCAGACAUCAUUCUCGUUGAUUCUUCACAACUCGAUGGAAAGCGUCUCGUCCGUACCUGGCAUCAGACUCCAGGGAAAGCCGUUCUUGAAUUUCAAUGGCUACGUAAAAGUAUCGAAGCCAGGAAACCCCUCCUUGAAGUCGAUGGUUGGGGUGGGACACAAACUUCGGAUGAUGGCAAACCCAUCGUCGAAGUGGCUGCCGAUGGCGAAGAAGCAGAGGUCGAACAGCUCAUUUCAAAGUCAGUUUCACGCCCUGAAUUCACUCAGACUUCUCCACAAACCCAGUCAACACAACCCGCCACGCCAGCACCUUUUAUACAUCCCCAGUUUUCUCAAAUAUCUCAGUUUCAGCCACAAUUUUCGCAAGCCCCACCGUUCCCUCAACCAUUUCCCGUUCCUCAACAAUCAUACCAGUUCGGCCAAUUUCCUCAACAACUUAUUUCUGGUCACAUGCCAUUCAUGCCGCCCCAAUCAAUGACGAUGCCAACGAGCAUGCCGUUUCACAACUUAAGGGAUCCGCAGAGUUUUCAAAUGCUUAUGACUUUGAUGGAUGUUAUGAGGAAUACCAAUGGAGGUGAAUUCUUGCAGGCGGGACAGCCCUCACCCAUGUAUCCCCAAAUCGAAGCUUCAUCCAGUGCUCCUCCUGCCAUCCAUCACGAACACACACCAGAUUCAUUCGUUGCUACAGACCAACCCUACCCUCCUUCAUCGUCGUCUUAUAAAUCACGCAGCCCAACUCCCGACGUUGUUGUGUCGAAACAUCGAGAAAAACAGCCUCGUCCUUCCGGACGCAAACCUCGCACCGACACAUCUUCUCGCGCGCCAUCUACGGUUUUGCUCCCUCCGUCAGUAAAGCGCAGAGCUAAUCACGAGGCCAUGCCACUGCUCGGAAACCCGCCUAACAAGCGAUCUCUCAAGGGCAAGGAACGUGUUGUAAUAUCUGACGAAUCUGAUAAUGACGAAGAUGACCCUCCUGCCGGUUCAGACAAUUUAUUCGAGCAGUCUCUUCUGAGCUCGCCGGGCCGUACGAACGCAAGAAAGAAUUCUGGAGAGGUGUUCCUUGACGAUCAAGGGCAGCCUCUAACAUUCUUUGUGCAGGUUGAUCUGCAGGGGCGAUCAGGAGUGGUUUCGAACAUCAAGAAAAAUAAAGGCAAGGUCAUCGGGAGUAUCGCAGAUGCAGAUUAUGUCAUCCUCUUCACACGCUCGCAGACAUUCCAGGGGCUCUUGAGUGAGGCCCACGCCUGCGACAAGGUUCCGAUUCAGUCGGCAUUCGUUGCCGACUGCAUCGCUGAGAGCACGUUGUUGGAUGGAAGCGAGUACGCGCUCGACACGGGCGUCUCAUUCAAACAUGCGAAGCGUGGCAGACCGAGUAGCGCAUUUUUUGAAUUUGUGCAGGAAACUCCUUCCGUCAAGAAAGAGAGUCAGAAAUCUGCAUCAAAGCCGAAACCGAAGGCAAAGAAGACCACGCCUACAGAGACGCCAACAAAUAAAGUGAAGAAGAUAUCAGCAGCCACUUCCCUACAAAUAUCAGCAGCACUGUUGCCACCUUCCUCGAAGGAGGCAAAAUUCUAUCAUGCACGACGGUCUCCUACCCCUCCUCCCCCAGAGACACGCAAAUCCAUGAGAGAUGGGAAGUUUCACUUUACGCAGCCAGAAAUUGAGUAUUUCUGUCAGUAUGCUCAAUUCCUGCUCAAUGAAGACCCAACGAUGUCUACCACGGCCUUACUUCAGGCCAUGCACAGAAAGAUGCCACACCACCCGUUUGGGUCCUGGCAGAUGCAAGCGUCUUCGAAACUGAAAACGCAACUUACUGACAUCCGCAAGAGGGCAAAUAUCGCGUUUCGCAAGUCUUCCAAUGGGAAUACCGAGAAAGCAACCGAGGAAAGACCUGGCCCGUCCAAGAAGCCUCGAUUAGAUGCCUUGCCGGCUGCUGCUACUGCAUCACAAGAAACUUUGGAACGAGAAGAUUUUGAGGUGAUCUGUGAAUUCUUUGCUAACGGUGGAGGGGAUGAUGAUAAUGACGAGAGGGUAUGGGAAAGGUUAUCACAACAUCGACCUUGCAAAAGCGCCGAGUCUUGGCCGGAAUAUUACACAACACACCAGAGUGAAGUUUAUGCACACAUUGAGGAACUUGUACGUUCCUCCAGCUAG
Suillus subalutaceus is the source of this 2319-nucleotide messenger RNA. RefSeq lists its product as uncharacterized. Bases 1 to 2319 code for a protein of 772 amino acids. The transcript is spliced from 6 exons. Lineage: Eukaryota; Fungi; Basidiomycota; Agaricomycetes; Boletales; Suillaceae. Gene Ontology annotation, molecular function: telomeric repeat DNA binding. Gene Ontology annotation, cellular component: shelterin complex. Gene Ontology annotation, biological process: regulation of DNA-templated transcription; telomere maintenance via telomere lengthening. The record is from RefSeq and is a predicted model, not a curated record.